This is a messenger RNA of Benincasa hispida (wax gourd), 1045 nucleotides long. It is a transcript of the gene SPX3, whose product is annotated as SPX domain protein 3. Gene Ontology annotation, biological process: cellular response to phosphate starvation. The record is from RefSeq and is a predicted model, not a curated record. Lineage: Eukaryota; Viridiplantae; Streptophyta; Magnoliopsida; Cucurbitales; Cucurbitaceae.
ACAGCCACUUCAUCACGCCAAGCAUAUGCUCCUAAUAUUCUUCAUUUCCCUUUCUUCAUAAACCUCUCCUACCUUCCACCUUCUUCCUCUUCUUCUCGUCGUCUUAACAAAAACACAAUAUCAUGAAGUUUGGAAAACGUCUCAAGCAACAAAUCGAGGACACAUUGCCCAAUUGGCGCGACAAAUUCCUCUCUUACAAGAAUUUGAAGAAAUUAGUUCGUCGUAUCUCUGACAACGUCGAUGUCAAUGCUAAUGCCGAGUUUGUUUACUUGUUGAACUCUGAGAUUGAUAAGUUCAAUUCCUUUUUCGUGGAACAAGAGGAGGAUUUAGUGAUUCGUCAUCGGGAAUUGAGACAGAGAAUAGAGAGAGUUUUGGAGAGUUGGAGUCCACAUGGAAAUGAAAGGGAACAUCAUAGAGAAGAAAUUAGAGAAAUUAGAGAAGAUAUUGUGAAUUUGCAUGGUGAAAUGGUGCUCUUAGUCAAUUACAGCAAUGUUAAUUAUACAGGAUUAGGGAAAAUUCUAAAGAAGUACGACAAGAGAACAGGGGGAUUACUACGACUACCAUUCAUUCAAAACAUACUGCAACAGCCAUUCUACAAAACAGAUUCACUGUCUAAGAUGAUCAAAGAUUGUGAGAGUAGCAUUGAUGCAAUUUUUCCAACCCCCAAACAAGAAGUCAGCCAUGAAAACAAGCCAAAUAUUUCAGUUUCAGUUGGUGGUGAAGGAAUUUUCAGAAACACAGUUUCAGCUUUACUCAGCAUGGAGCAAAUCAGAAGAGGAAGCUCCACUUAUAGCCAUUUUUCUUUGCCUCCUCUUAACUUGCCUGACUCUGAUCUAAUCCACUCCUUUCAACUCAACUCUCCCAUUCCAAUUCUCUAGUUACUUGAUUACUUACUUCCAACACUACAAUACAAUAUAAUACACUUCACUAAUUGCCCACCAGAUAUUCUUCUUACUACUCUUCUUUAUGUUAUGUGAUCACACUAUUUAAUAUAGAAAAGAAUUGUGUGUAUUUCAAGUUGAUUGGUAAUUUUUUAUACAUAGAA